Eimeria maxima is the source of this 1236-nucleotide messenger RNA. RefSeq names its product endonuclease V, putative. The record is from RefSeq and is a predicted model, not a curated record. Gene Ontology annotation, cellular component: nucleus; mitochondrion. Gene Ontology annotation, biological process: base-excision repair. The coding region runs from base 1 to 1236 and encodes 411 amino acids. Lineage: Eukaryota; Apicomplexa; Conoidasida; Eucoccidiorida; Eimeriidae. Gene Ontology annotation, molecular function: DNA-(apurinic or apyrimidinic site) endonuclease activity; phosphoric diester hydrolase activity; zinc ion binding. The transcript has 10 exons.
AUGACGGCUAAGGGGACAAAGGAGUUGGUUACAGCGUCCAAAGUCGACGCAGAAGAGGAGAGGGCAGGUGACAUAAUAAAGACGGAGGAGAAGGACACCCACGGUCAGCCGCCGUCAGUAGAAUCCAAGAGCAGCAGCGUCGUUGCCACAGGAAGGACAUUCGCAACAGGAGACGAGGAAGAGGCGACUGAGGAGCCUGGAUCCACUAAGGAUUCACCUGUCGCAAAAAAGCGACGAGUAGCCGCCAAGGCCCGCGCCAAGGCCUCUGCUGGGAAGAAGAAUGUAACUGCCACAACUGCGCCACCAACUACUACUCUUAAAGCAGACGAGGAGUUUACUGCAUUGGCGACAUUGGCGGCCAAGAGUCGCAAGUUCGUAGGUGCCCACAUCUCAGCAGCAGGUGGCGUUCACAAUGCUCUUAUCAGCUGUUUCAAUGUGAAAGGGCAGGCUUUCGCGCUAUUUCUUAAAUGCCAGCGAAAAUGGGUGUCACCUCCACUGGCGUUGACGGCGAUUACUGGCUUUAAAGAAAGAUGUGACCAGCUGGAAUUGGACAAGGCCAUGCAAGUCCUGCCUCAUGGUAGCUACCUCAUCAAUGUGGCCAACCCAGACAAGACAAAACAGGAGAAUGCGUAUAAAGCCUUUCUCGAUGACUUGCAGCGGUGCGAAACGCUGGGCAUUAAGCUCUACAAUAUCCACCCAGGUUCUACUGUGGGUGACUGCAGCAAGGAGGAGGGAAUCCGUAACAUCGCUGCAGCAGUCAAUAGGGCACACAAGGACACGAAGUUCGUAGUAGUUGUGCUGGAGAACAUGGCUGGCCAGAAGAAUGUCAUCGGUAGCAAAUUCGAAGACCUCCGCGACAUCAUCGAUCUGGUUGAGGACAAAGAUAGAGUGGGCGUCUGUCUCGAUACGUGUCAUCUCUUCGCGGCAGGAUACGACAUUCGCACUGCGGAGAAGUUCGAAAAGGUGAUGGAGGACUUCGACUCCAUUGUUGGUUAUAAGUUCCUAAAGGGAAUGCACUUAAAUGACUCCAAGUCAGAACUAAGCUCAGGAUUGGACAGGCACGAGCUGCUUGGGAAAGGCCACUUGGGUCUGGAACCGUUCAGGUAUAUCAUGAGACACCCAUGGCGAUUCAAAGACAUGCCUCUAGUCCUCGAGACCCCGGACCCUACCGAAGGCAGCAUAUGGAAGAAAGAAAUAAAACAGAUGUACAGCUUCCUAGAUGAGAAAGAAGAAUAA